Molecule: messenger RNA, 3264 nt
Organism: Labeo rohita (rohu)
Lineage: Eukaryota; Metazoa; Chordata; Actinopteri; Cypriniformes; Cyprinidae
Gene: dok1b
Product: docking protein 1b
Exons: 5
Coding region: 295-2022 (575 amino acids)
Biological process (GO): cell surface receptor protein tyrosine kinase signaling pathway; positive regulation of MAPK cascade
Cellular component (GO): cytoplasm
Source: RefSeq, a predicted model, not a curated record
UAUUGCGAGGAGAGAAAGAGAGAGAGAUUGACAGAGAGAAAGAGAUCAGCAGCAGAGCAGCGUCACAAAAUCCAGGACCAGCAGCAUGAAAACAUUCUGUUUUAACAUUUACCCUUUUCCCUCCAAAUAUUAAUUUAACUGCUAGAAUAAUUUUAAUGAAUUCCCGUCGAAACGCCCCUAAAGCAAAAGUUUGCCAAGCGGAAGUUCGCGCGGUAGGACAUCGGAAAAAGUCGUAAGAGUGAGAAAUAUAUAUUUAUCGUGUAUCUUGCUGUGCAGCGAGAGAGUAUUUUAAAAAUGGACACUCAUGUUAAGGAGGGACAACUGUACGUCCAGCAUCAGAAGUUUGGAAAGAAAUGGAAGAAGAACUGGUUCGUACUCUACCCAGCCAGUCAAAACGGCAUUGCACGGCUUGAGUUUUAUGAUUGCUCGGGCAGUGCCAACGAUAAACCUAGCACUAAGAAAAUGGACAAGAAGAUCAUUCGUCUGUCCGAAUGCAUCAGCAUACUCCCUGCUGUCACUGAAACCUGCCCCAAAGAAAACAUGGCCGCCUUCUGUGUGGAGACCAAUGACAAGACGUACGUCUUUGCAGCUGAGAAAUAUAUUACCAAUGAGUGGGUGGAGAAGAUGUGUGAGAUUGCUUUUCAGGGAGGAAGUGGUUCUCAUAGUAGUUCUGACUCAAAUGGACAGCAAGAGCUUCAAAUGGCAGAAAAUCUCAUUUAUUUCUCCAGAGAGGAAGUUAACGAGUUUUGGGUGAGUGUCCAGAGGACAGAAGCAUCAGAGCGCUGUGGUCUCUCUGGUAAUUACUGGCUAAGGGCUAAUGUGGACAACCUUAUCCUGAAGGAUCCCAAGACCAAAAAGGAUUUACUCAUAUGGCCCUAUAAGCUUCUCCGUCGCUAUGGAAGAGACAGGGUGAUGUUCUCUUUUGAAGCUGGGCGACGGUGUGAAUCUGGGCCAGGGAACUUCACCUUCGAGACAAAGCAGGGAAAUGAGAUAUUCCACAUUGUUGAGGAAGCCAUUCGGGAGCAGAAAGCCCAAGCUGAAGAACGUCACCAAAGCUGUCCAUCAUUAGACUCUGACUGCCCAGCUCUCCAGCAGAUCCGUGCUGCCAUCUCAGAAGCAAACAAUCGUGAACCAGAUGGAGAUUCCGGUGGUAGCAAGCCUGGCUCCGCGGAUGGUGUCUUUGGUAGAAAGGAGAACGAUGGGAAAAAUUUAAAGGGCCGAAGCCUUCCAGAGCCGCCGCCUCCCGUCAGUGGGACCCCGCCACGAUCUCCCAUGCCACGUGGGUCCAAAAAUCUGCUAGAGGACCAAGGGAGUCUAUACUCGGAGCCUGCCGACUCAGUCCGUGCGCCACCCAGUCCAGGAGACUGUUUGUACUCUGACCCAGUGGACAGCAUCAAAGUCAUGUCCGCUCCUAACCCACGCCUCAGGCCGACUGGCGACGAGGGGGGUGGCCGCCACCCAGGCAUCAAGCCUGAUCCAUUCUAUUCAGACAUCUAUGAUCAGAUCAGUCUAGACUUGACGCAGCGAACAAUGGCCCUGGGACUCGAUGGGCGAAACAGGCACCCUGCAGAUGGAGGUCCUACAGAGCACAUCUACGACGAGCCAGAGGGACGUGCCGUAUCUGCACAGCCUAUUAUCACGCUUUAUGACGAAGCACGAUUGGAAAUGCACACCUGGAGAACCAAGGGAAUGGAGGAGCCUCAAGGUAACGAGGUGGCUCAACAACCACUGCCAAUGCCCAGACCAAAAGGCCCCAAACCUGUCACAGCGCCCAAACCAGGCAAAGUAGCUCUGGCCAAGAAAGACCCUCCUCCAUUGCCUCAAAUCAAAGGCAGUGCUAACCUGAACAACAAUAACAGUAGCAACAGCCAUAACAGCACUGAAGGUGGUAGAAGGGGUGCUGGUGCAGGAAACAAUGUGGAGCUUUACAGUAAAGUAUCUAGACAUCAGCCGCCUCCAAAUGCAUGGCAUCCUGCCAUGCAGUCUCCAGACAUCAUCUAUGACAACUUAGGUGACAUUUGACCUAAUCUUUGUCAACGUUUAGGCAGUCCGGUCUCCUGUUCCUUAAACCUUAGAUGUUUAAUUAAAGGAAAUGCGUUCACGGUUAACACUCCGCGUCAGUGCUCGGAUUGAAACCACAGUCAUGUAGUCACCGACUGUCAAAAUGAUUGAGAGCUGAGACUGUACAAAACUUUUGUGUGGAUAAUGCCCUCUGAAAGGGCUUGUACUGGCACGUGCCAGAGUUUUGCACUUCUUGGGCAAAGUAGUCCUGUUUUUUAAAUCUGAGUCUGUGACUUUUGUAUCGGAAGAGAUUAUGAAGCACUUGUCAUAACACUCGGCUCCUUGGAGAAUUUUGAGUGUUGUUGUGUGAAUGUUAUCUGCCAGAUCCAAUUUAAUGGUUAAAGCGCAAAGACAAAAAGGUCAGUUAUUGCACAUAAAAACCUUAAAUUGUUUGAGAUUGUAGCAAAAGGAUACUAAUCCACCACUUGUGAGUGUGUGUGCGCAUGUAUGUGUGUGUUUUAUAUGUGUGACAUGUGAACGAGUCAGCAGCUGUGCUGUUGUUUAACAUAAUGAUGAUGAUGAUGAUAAUAAAAAAUAAUAUUACAAGAGAAUUCUCUAGUUAUUUGUACUUUUCCAUUUCCAAAAAUGUACAAGUACAUGUAUAUCGAAGGAAAAAUCUGGACUUGGUUUGUUGAGAGGGCAUGAAAUCACCCUGAAUGCCCGAUCCUUCACUCUCAGUCCCUUAUUCAUCUAGUCCCUCUGUUGCCCUAAACAGUACCUGACAUCUGAGGGAUAAUCUUGAUGCAAAGUGAAUAUUAACCAUCUGUGUAAAAUAGGGGCCUUACUUCAAAUGGGAGUUAAAUGUUGGCUGAGUUCAUAUGUGUCUGCCUGGCAGUGUGUGAAGGUACAGACUGUUCCCUGUCCUGUUUUCUUUCUCGUUCGCCCUCUCACUCAUUUCCUUUUGUCCUCUCUCCAGUCUCCCCAAGUCUUUUCUUUCACUGCUAAAGUUUUUUUUUCUUUUGAGCGGACCGCCAAAAUCUGAUCUAUUCAUCACAUUCUGCUGUAUUUUUUCAACGUUUAGUGCUCUUAAGCAGAAAAGCAGUGAAUGUGUUGACAGAGCAGAGUCCUUCAUCCAAAAAGAAUGCAUUCAUUUGGUCCAAGGUCUGACUUGUUUAAAAAAAAAAGCAUAAUUUGCCAUCAUUCUGGGUUGCAGUGCUAAAUUUUAACAGCGGAUUACUCAUAGGUAUUAAAAAGGAAGUUGAC